AUGGCGCAGAGGGAGAAAUCGUCCGUCGCGGUCGCCUCCCUGUCGUCCUCGGCGCCAACCGCCGUGCCCUCGGGCGAGCGGUGGGGCGCCGCGAUCGGCAACCUGGGAGAGCUGGGCGCCAACGUCGAGUCGCUGCAGAAGCUGCUCGCCCGGAAGGCCGUCUUCGUCGACGACGACGUCUUCUCCAAGGCCUCCCUCGCCUCCGAACAGGCCCGCUCCAUCAAGAUUCUUGACCAGAGGGUGCAGUCUCUGGAACGUGAACUGGACGCUGCCAUUUCUGCAGCUGCUCGAGCCCGUACAGAAAAACGCCAGGCUGAAGCUGCUCAACGAGCUGCAGAGCUGCAUGCACAGGAAGUCACGAAGGAGCUGGAGAACACCGCAAGAGUUUUCCAGCUGCACAUGGAAGAGCUGCGGGCAAAACAAGAGGAGAUCGCCAAGAGAGAUAGUGAUAUCAAGUGGAUGUGCUAUGCGUUCUUAGGUACCAAGGAGGUGGCCAUGGAGAAGCUAGAAGCAAGGGACAAGCCCUCACAGAAAUGGAGCAAGGAGUGCAACAAGUGGAGCCGCCGCAAAGCAACAGUGUCCGAACACCCGAUCAAGGCAUGGAUAUCCGGUGCCAGCAAACAAAGAACAUUCGGAAGAAACAGGCGCCCGGUGACUCCCAUCGAACGACCAGACAUUCGACGCAUCCCUAGAAAUCCGGCUAGGAGGGUCUAG
This is a messenger RNA of Triticum turgidum subsp. durum (durum wheat), 714 nucleotides long. The record is from the annotation of a GenBank genome assembly. NCBI's taxonomy places the organism in Eukaryota, Viridiplantae, Streptophyta, Magnoliopsida, Poales, Poaceae.